Messenger RNA from Arabidopsis arenosa, 1701 nucleotides. NCBI's taxonomy places the organism in Eukaryota, Viridiplantae, Streptophyta, Magnoliopsida, Brassicales, Brassicaceae. The record is from the annotation of a GenBank genome assembly.
AACCAAAGAUUAACAUCUGGGAUUCUUCUUUCUCCUUUCAUUCCGACAUCUUCGUCAUCCUCUAUUCGAAAGAGGUCCAAUUCCAAAAUGGCUCGGACCAAGAACGCAACGGUUGUUCCAACCGAGCAUGAAGCAGACCCAGUACUAGGCGAAGAAGAAGAAGAGUUGCCUAGAGAAGAUCCCGGUAAAGAGCCAGAAGAUUAUGAAGAAGCGGAGCAAAAUUCAAUGGAUUCGGAAGAUGAAACUGAACCACUACGACCAUUGAAGAUCGAUAGGUUCUCUGGAAAACAUUUUGGUGCAACCGGAACAGUUACAUAUGCGAGAGUGAAGGACAAAUUACUCUCCAUGAAGAAAUCUAACCCUGACCGUUUGAAGAUGGCUGUCCUAUAUCUCUUAUGUAGUGUGAUCGUCGGGAAGAGAAAAACUGGACCACUAGCAGAUCCUGUGGAAGACUUGUUUCUUAGAGCCGUGGAAGAUCUAGAAUGGUGUAAAACGUUCCCAUGGGGCCGAUUUGCAUUUGAACAUAAUAUGAAAGAUAUUUUUCAUCUCCUGGACCACUUUGAUGGAGGAUUGGGCGCACAAUGGGUGUUUCCUAGCUUCGUGAUGCCUUUGGAGGAAAUUGAGAGUAUCAUGCUUCCUAAUCCUUCUGAAAAUGAACUUUUGCGUCGAAUAAUGGAUAAUGAGGAUGGAUCAGAUGAUUUUGAUGAUGUGAUUGUUAAUGGUUGGACAAGGCGUAUAUUUAAGGUUCACAAGCAAAUUUGUUUUGAGGAGCUUCAUAAUAUAGAUGUUGGUAACCGUGUUAUGGAGGAAAGUCAAGAGAAUGCAGUUGUGGGUGGGGUGAGAGUUAGUAGGAGAAAGGUUGCUCCGAAGAAGGUGAGUAAAAAAGGAUUGGUUGAGCAGCUACAAAAACAGUUGGAAGAUGGUUUUAGGAGAAUAAAUAAGAAGUUUGAUGGCUUUGAUAAAAGACUCAAAUGUGUGGAAUCAGAUGUGAAGAGUUUAAAAGAAGCUAGCGGGAAAGCUAAUGAGUUGGAUAAAAGAGGUGAAGAGAAAGUUUCUGAGUUGGAAGAAGAUGAGAUCGAAGAGAGUGGAGGUGAAGAUAAAGAGAAUGCGUCUGAGUUAGAAGAGGAUGAGAAUGGAGAAGAUGGAGAGAAAGACAAAGAGUUUGAAGAAAAUGAUAAUGGAGAAGAUGGGGAGAAAGACAAAGAGUUGGAAGAGAAUGAGAAUGAUGAAGAUGGAGAGAAAGACAAAGAGCUGGAAGAGAAUGAGAAUGGAGAUAAUGGAGAGAAAGAAAAAGAAGGUGAUUUGGAAGGGAAUGACUUGGAUGGAGAUAAAGAGAAAGAGAAAGAAGAGUCAAGUGAGAAGAGACAGCAGGUGAAGAAGACGUACGAGAGAAAGAGAACAAGGAAAACAAGUGCAGAAGAACAAGAAGAAGAGGUUCAAGUCGGAAAAAAGGCUAAGGUGACGAAGAAGAAGGUGGAUCCAAAGAAGAAGGUGGAUCCGGUGGAUCCGAAGAAGAAGAAGGUGGAUCCGAAGAAGAAGAAGGUGGGUGUUAUGGUUAGGAGUCCGAUUAUGACAAGGAACAAGAAGAAGUAAACUCUUUAUGUGACAUCUUUUUUGUUGCUUUUGGUUUGUGUCAGGAUUUGUUAUGUGGAUGUUUAGGUAUCUUUAUUAUGUAGGGUAACUGCGGCAUUUUGUUUAACU